Messenger RNA from Melampsora larici-populina 98AG31, 750 nucleotides. RefSeq lists its product as uncharacterized. Bases 44 to 541 code for a protein of 165 amino acids. Lineage: Eukaryota; Fungi; Basidiomycota; Pucciniomycetes; Pucciniales; Melampsoraceae. The record is from RefSeq and is a predicted model, not a curated record. The transcript is spliced from 3 exons.
ACAAGAGUGUAAGAAAACGUUUGAAAAACUUGAUGAUCAACGUAUGAAGAUCAGAUCAGUUAAAUAUAUAAAUCGUCAAGUUCCCAAAAGUGAUCAACACAUGAGAACCUAUCAAACCUAUCAAACCUGGUGUUCGAACCAUCAAUUCUCAGAACUUCCAAUCACCUUCACGAAAGCAUUCUUAUGGACGGAAUUAUAUUUAAGAUCAUAUUCAGUUCAUCAUCUUAAGAUGAUGCGUAGGAUUCGAGAAUUAAAUUGGUUUAGAAGUCAAACUAUCUCCCAUGGGUCUGAUGAAGAUUCAUUUUGGCCUGAUUUCUUUUGGAAUGAAUAUUUUCAAGAUCAUCGGUUUCCGAUUGUUUUCAUUACCAAAGGUGGUGAUCCUCGUCGAGUGGCUUAUCCUAGGAAAAAUAUCAAUCAAAUGAAUAAAUUUCCAGCACCUAUGCCACCUCAAAGGAAAAGAGAAACGGAUUUAUCACCUACUAUAGCUUCUGGUAGUUCAAGUGGUCAAAAAACUUUGAAAGGUGGACAUCCAAUUUGUUAGGUUUGAACUUCUUUCUCAUGAAUUGGAAAGCCCAACAUAUUUGUCAAAAUUGGUUAACGAUUCUUGAUUAACUUUGACGAGAGUCUGAUGGAAAUAGGAAUGACGAUUAAACCUGAAUUGUUGAUUCUAUGAAUGUGUUUGUUUGUAAAUGUAAGAUGAUAAAUUCACUGUAUUAGAGAGAUUAUGAAAUGGAGGUAAAGAAGAAAGUC